UAUUGGCAGCUUCUCAUGCAUGCAAGAGCUUCCCAUAAAAUAAUGAGAAUAUUUUUACUUCUUCCAUUGAUAGCUGUUGUCAAUUCUAAGACAUAUUUGGUUGAAACAGUUAAAGAACCAGAUGCUAAUCCUUCAGGUUAUACUGGAGAUAAUAAAGGUACUGGAGAUGAUUAUGCUCUGGACGAUUUGGUCGGGGAAGGGUCUGGUGGAAACCCACCAGGACCUGAAGACACUGGUAGUUCUGCUGAAAACCUGGAAGAAUCUGAAAACAUUAUUGGUUCUAAUGAAGACCAAUAUGGUUCCGGAGGGAAUGCUGGAGAUGAAUUUACUGACAAUCAUGAUCAAGAUGAUUCUAAUGGAGAAGAUUACUUAAUAGGUGGCCUAAUUGGGACUGCAGUGAAUGGUCUCCUGGGUUUGUUUAGCCCAAAGCAGAAUGGUGGCCGUCAAAAUGUUCCACAAGGUGGUCGGCAGAAUGGUCCGCAGAAUGGUCCACAGAAUGGUCCGCAGAAUGGUCCCCAGAAUGGUCAGCAAAAUGGUCCGCAGAAUGGUUUGGAGAAUGGUCGGCAAAAUAUUCCUGGUUCUCCAAAUUAUGUUCCACAAGAGAGUCCUCAAAAUGGUCGACAGAAUAAUCCUCAAAAUGUUCCUCAAAACGGUUUUCAAAAUGAUCCUCAGAAUGAUCGACUUAUUGGUCGACCGAAUGGUCGACAGAAUGGCCAACAGAAUGGUCUAGAGAACGAUCGACAGUUUGAUCAGCAAAAUAGUCGUCAGAAUGGACGACAGAAUGGUCGACAGAAUGGUCGACAGAAUGGUCGACAGAAUGGUCAACAGAAUGGUCGACAGAAUGGUCGGCAGAAUGAUCCUCAGAUUGAUCAACAGACUGAUCGACAGAUUGAUCAGCAGAAUGGUCGUCAGAAUGGUCGUCAGAAUGUUCGUCAGAAUGGUCGACAGAAUGGUCGACAGAACGAUCGGCAAAAAGAUCGGCAAAAUGAUCGGCAGAAUGAUCCAGAGAAUGGUCGACAGAAUGGUAAAAAGAGAAGGGGUAAAAAUGGUAGAAAAAGAGAUAAUGAAGAAUAAAGAAAGUCUGAGAUGUAAGACAAUCAAAGUUAGUAUUUUAUUAAUAAAUAAAUCACGAAGGCAUAAA
This is a messenger RNA of Eurytemora carolleeae, 1141 nucleotides long. RefSeq lists its product as uncharacterized. NCBI's taxonomy places the organism in Eukaryota, Metazoa, Arthropoda, Copepoda, Calanoida, Temoridae. The transcript has 6 exons. Bases 16 to 1074 code for a protein of 352 amino acids. The record is from RefSeq and is a predicted model, not a curated record.